UCUGCGUAGAUGAAGGCAAUUAUAUGUGAAAUAAAAAAAGGGCUGGUUAUUUGCUGGAUAAAUGGGGAUCAAGGCUGGAGCGUAUGAACACAAUACAUUUGCAACUGAAAGAAAUGAAUGAAAUUGCAAAAAAUAAGGCUACCUGUAUUGUCAUAAAAACGUGAAAUAAAAGCAAUAUUGUUAUAUUAUUAUAGGAGAACAGUACGAGGAGGCUGCAAUUAUUCAUAACGUCUUUUUCCUAUGCACUGUGAAUAAGCUGUAUAAUCUGUUUGCUUAUGUGAGGCUGCUUUAGGUGACUUGUCAGCAAUUAUGGACACAGAAUCUUCCAACGGGAAAGAAGCCAUGGAUGGUGCAGGCGACAGCUCUGAGGCCAUGGACACUCGGACUGGAUCGGUGGACGAGGAGAACGGCAGGCAGCUGGGAGAGGUGGAGCUGCAGUGUGGAAUCUGUAUGAAGUGGUUUACAGCCGACACAUUCAGCAUUGACACUGCAACCUGCCUUCCCUUCAUGACAAACUAUGUUUUUCACUGCAACGUGUGUCAUCACAGCGGCAAUACCUAUUUCCUAAGGAAACAAGCCAACCUGAAGGAGAUGUGCCUUACGGCUCUUGCCAACUUGACGUGGCGCUCCAGGAAUCAGGAGGAGCAUCCUAAAACCAUGUUUUCGAAAGACAAGGAUAUAAUCCCUUUUAUUGACAAGUACUGGGAAUGCAUGACCACCAGACAGAGACCUGGCAAAUUAACAUGGCCAAAUAACAUUGUAAAAACCAUGAGCAAGGAACGGGAUGUCUUUCUGGUUAAAGAGCACCCAGAUCCGGGAAGCAAAGACCCAGAGGAGGACUACCCAAAAUUUGGUCUCCUUGACCAGGAUCUAGGCAACAUUGGGCCUGCUUAUGACCAGAAACAGACUGCUUCCGUGACCACAGCAGGAGGCCUAAAUGGUGGAUCCUCUUUCGCAGGUGGACUGGCGCCUGGAGGCACUGGGAAAGGCAGAGGAGCCAAACGCAAGCAGCAGGAUGGGAGCACAGCAGGAACAGCCAAGAGAACAAGAAGUGACCCCCUUUUUUCGGCUCAGCGCCUGCCCCCCCACGGGUACCCCCUGGAGCACCCCUUCAACAAGGAUGGGUACCGCUACAUCCUGGCGGAGCCGGACCCCCACGCACCAGACCCUGAGAAAUUGGAACUGGACUGCUGGGCAGGGAAGCCCAUCCCUGGGGACCUGUACAGAGCCUGCCUAUAUGAGCGUGUGCUGCUGGCCCUGCAUGACAGAGCACCUCAGUUGAAGAUCUCGGACGAUCGGCUGACCGUGACUGGAGAGAAAGGCUACUCCAUGGUUCGGGCGUCUCAUGGUGUUCGGAAAGGGUCCUGGUACUUUGAGGUCACCGUUGAUGAAAUGCCUCCAGACACUGCCUCUAGACUCGGCUGGUCACAGCCUUUGGGUAAUCUGCAGGCACCACUGGGCUAUGACAAGUUCAGCUAUUCCUGGCGCAGUAAGAAAGGUACAAAGUUUCACCAGUCCAACGGCAAGCACUACUCGGAUGGGUACGGCCAGGGGGAUACCCUGGGGUUUUACAUCUGUCUCCGUGAUGGCACAGAGACUGCCAAGGCCCUCCCAGACACUUACAAAGAUAAGGCCUUGAUUAAAUUCAAAAGCUACUUGUAUUUUGAGGAAAAGGACUUUGUAGAUAAAGCAGAGAAGAGCCUCAAACCAAUGAGCUCCAGCAAAAUGAUAUUUUUUAGGAAUGGUGUUAGUCAAGGAGUUGCGUUCGAAGACCUAUUUGAAGGAAUUUACUUCCCUGCCAUCUCCUUGUAUAAAAGCUGCACUGUGUCUGUAAAUUUUGGACCGCAUUUUAAGUACCCUCCAAAGGACGUCGCAUACCAACCAAUGAGCGACAUGGGCUGGGGCGCAGUGAUCGACCACACUCUGGCGGACAUACUGUAUCACGUGGAGACCGAAGUGGACGGCCGCCGUAGCCCUCCCUGGGAGCCCUGAACCCUGAGUUGACGUCUGAAACCUCUGGACACCUUCCUGCUGCUCUGUACUGAGACCUAUCUAAACCAGCAGGCUGACCACGAACAAGUGUACCAGGGAACAACAAGCAUUGUAACACAACACAUUCAAAUAGUACUUUUGAAUUGGGGAUAUGACGCACAAAGCCUUGUCAAAUAUGUAUGUGCUGCUCCAAAAUGAAACAAAGGUUUGGAAUGUGAGUCAACCUAAAACCCAUAGUUAAUUUUCCGUAUUUUUUAUAUAUUGCACAUUAGAAAGUGUAGUCCCAGGCUUUCAAUUCCAUUCCCUACCUUUUGUCUUCAGUACCUCCUUUAUCAUUGUGAAGUUGAACUUUUAAUUUGAUACAUUUUCACAGUGAAGUCAUAAAGAUAUUGAAACCCUCAUUUCUGCUUGCUAUUCAAUUUAUUUCUAACUGGAAAAGGACUUCCUGUUUUUACUGAAACUGUGGGAUGAUUAAUGUCGUUUUAAGCGAGUGUUGGAUAACAAAUACCAGCUCUAUGCUUAUUUGAAAAUUAAGGAAAUAUAUAAGAAAUUCAAAGUUGAAAUGGGGGUUAUUGAAAAUGAUAAUGAAGCUGUUGUAAUUAAAGGAAGAAAAAUUAGUAUGUAGUGUCUCCGGUAUCCUUAAAUCCGCCAAGGUCAUGAUAUGCGGCUACCAGAUGCAAAUAAACCAAAACAAUUGCUUGGUUUAGGCUAAACCUGUGUCUCUGGAACCCAAAAUGCUUCCCUCCAUUGUAGCAGAACAGAUCACAUCUGGUGUAGGCACAAUUGGGACUAAAACCCUGGGUAGCAGAAUAAUUCUAAUUACCAGGGAUAAAUGGGUAACAACUCUUACCUUAUAUUAUUAUAAUAUUAUCACAAAUCAUUUAGCUGUGUGAGACCAGGUGGAGUUCAAAUACCAGCUGCACAGGAAGUUAAUUUAGGCAAAACGAUCUACAGUAAAAAAAAACAUUGAGCUAAUAAAAGGUAAGAUACUUUUAAAUGUGAACAAUCUUAUGUACAGUAUUGCCUUUUUCAAAACAUGGUGCUGCGUGCUAACACUGUAAAUUUGUUUUUUUCAAUUUUAAAGUCUACCAAUUUUUUUCAAAGUUUGGGCAGCUACUUUCCUUUUCACUCUGGUUCUUUUAUUUUUCUGUUAUUUGACUGGCAAGCCUGAAUUAUGAUUCCAUGUAACUUUUGUUAACCAGUUCCAUAUUUUUGAGCAGGAGCUCUGGUGUGUGUUCAAUCUUGUGUCUUUGCUUCAUAUUCUGUGUUGACCAUUUUGGCUAACCAGUUGCCUCCUGUAUAUAAAGGCUGCAGCAUCAUAGUCCCAAUCAUUUUAGGAGUAAAAUACCUUAAGUUACCUAAGGUUUAGCUUUUUUAUUAUUUUGUAUUGAAACUGGUUUUAAAUAAACUGUUUGAAAAGCAAAAUAA
Molecule: messenger RNA, 3420 nt
Organism: Acipenser ruthenus (sterlet)
Lineage: Eukaryota; Metazoa; Chordata; Actinopteri; Acipenseriformes; Acipenseridae
Product: set1/Ash2 histone methyltransferase complex subunit ASH2
Exons: 17
Coding region: 310-1992 (560 amino acids)
Cellular component (GO): Set1C/COMPASS complex
Molecular function (GO): protein binding; transcription cis-regulatory region binding
Source: RefSeq, a predicted model, not a curated record